AUGCAUGCAUGGUAUGUGUGCGUGAUGGUUGCAACUAUCAUCCUUGCUACUAGUGGUGAUGUUUCUGCGACCAUGGAUGAAUCAAAAUUCUUGGCGACUAUCGCUUCCGCCAAAUCAAGUGGCGCCAAGCGAUUCCUGAGGAGCUACAACAUGGACGAUCUGGACGAUGAGGAAAGGAUGAACAUCAACCCCGAAAUGAUUAGAAAGUUCAGCACUGGGAAACUUGACGAGCUCGUCGAAGGAGCAAAACGCAACAAUAUUAACCCCUCUGAUACCGUAAAAUGA
This is a messenger RNA of Phytophthora infestans T30-4, 285 nucleotides long. Its product is annotated as secreted RxLR effector peptide protein, putative. Bases 1 to 285 code for a protein of 94 amino acids. The record is from RefSeq and is a predicted model, not a curated record. Lineage: Eukaryota; Oomycota; Peronosporomycetes; Peronosporales; Peronosporaceae. The transcript has a single exon.